Messenger RNA from Brienomyrus brachyistius, 1589 nucleotides. Its product is annotated as transcription factor Maf-like. NCBI's taxonomy places the organism in Eukaryota, Metazoa, Chordata, Actinopteri, Osteoglossiformes, Mormyridae. The coding region runs from base 194 to 640 and encodes 148 amino acids. Gene Ontology annotation, cellular component: nucleus. The transcript has 6 exons. The record is from RefSeq and is a predicted model, not a curated record. Gene Ontology annotation, biological process: regulation of transcription by RNA polymerase II. Gene Ontology annotation, molecular function: RNA polymerase II cis-regulatory region sequence-specific DNA binding; DNA-binding transcription factor activity, RNA polymerase II-specific.
AGCAGAAUGACAAAAAAAAAUCUGCAUGCUUGAUCCUACUGUUGAAUGGUAUCCCUGGGCUCAUGGCUGGUGGGCGGGCGCAUCACGACACCAGUGCGAUCCGGCGGCCCGUCUCCCGUUACUAAGCAACAUCCGCUCGGAUUACAAAGGGCCACGGAGGGACACCCCCCACCACUUCCUGUGAGGAACAAGCAUGGCAUCCUCCUCCUCUCUGCCUGUGUCCUCGCUCCCCCCCAGCCCCCUGGCCAUGGAGUACCUGAACGACUUUGACCUGCUCAAGUUCGAGGUCAAAGAGCGCUUCUCCGACGAGCAGUUGGUCAGCCUGUCGGUGCGCGAGCUGAACCGGCACCUGCGUGGCGUCAGCAAGGACGAGGUGGCGCGACUGAAGCAGAAGCGGCGCACGCUGAAGAACCGCGGCUACGCCCAGUCCUGCCGCUACAAGCGGCUGCAGCACCGGCACGCGCUCGAGUCCGAGAAGCAUGUGUUGACCCAGCAGCUGGAGCAGUUGCAGUGUGAGCUCUCCCGGGUGCUGAAGGAGAGGGACGCCUACAAGACUCGUUACGAGAAACUCAUUAGCAUGGGGGAGGCCCCGCCCACUCUGGCCGACCGCCCCCCGUCGCCACCCAACUACUUCCUGUGAGGGGAGUUGGAGCUGCUUCGAGGAAGAGGAAGGCGCCAUUAAGCUGAUUCCAAAUAAUCGGCACCGAAUUACGGUGACUGCCUCCCUCCUCCCUUCCCCACUCCUGAGUGGGAAUAGCGAUGCUUUCUGAAAGGCAGCUGUCGACCACCGAUUCUUAAAUCUGCACAGGGAAUUCAUAUUACCUCAGAGGUGAAACGGCUGAGGUAUCGGCUUAUCAGCCCCCGUAGACUGUAUCUGAUCGGAAUCAUACCUGAAUGUCAUGCAAAGAUUUACCUCACCGAAGAAAUCAGUCGAUAGUACUGACUCUGAGUGUAAAGACGAUCCUGUAUCUCUCGCAAUACCGGGGCGAAAAAGAGCUAUGAUCAGCAAGCUCGGGCUAGUCCUGCGACCUUUGUGGUCCAGGAAGUCAAAGGUAACACUGAUAGGGAGACAGCGAUCCCCAUGUGACCUCUGAAGAGCUCUAGACGAAUGAAGUCUGGGCAGGAAAACGAAUAACGAGGGAUGGGACUGGGCAGGUUCGGGGCAGAUGAGCAACUUAUGAGUUAUGAGUACAUAGUUAUACAUUGUUAUAAAGGUUAUUCUAGACUUAAUAAACUCAGAAAACAAGACAAUGCAAAUGGCAUGCAUGUGAGGCUACUAGUCCGUUGUGUUAUUACUUAUCAGAAAAUAAGUCAAAUGUUGGAAUCCCACCACUGUUCACCGCUAUUGUAGCCAAACGGCUGCCAAUGGUCUUAACUCUGUGUAUUGAAUUAGUGGUUUUUGUCCUGUGGGUGGAUUAUGCUGAAACAUUCACAGUUUUUUUUUGCACUACAGACAAAGUAUCUUAUUGUUGGUAAUCAGACUGUAUCUGAGUAAUUUUCAUUAUUUUUAAAGCUUUAUAUGAAGCUGAUGUCAAACUUACUCCCUCUUUUGCUGUAUUAUAUUAAGGCAAAUUUUAAAAAAAGGCAAA